This is a messenger RNA of Vigna unguiculata (cowpea), 1701 nucleotides long. Its product is annotated as putative MO25-like protein At5g47540. The record is from RefSeq and is a predicted model, not a curated record. Gene Ontology annotation, biological process: intracellular signal transduction. Lineage: Eukaryota; Viridiplantae; Streptophyta; Magnoliopsida; Fabales; Fabaceae. Gene Ontology annotation, molecular function: protein serine/threonine kinase activator activity.
UUGUUUAUAGAUUUGGUUGUUGAAAUCGGCAGGGAAGGGAAAUAUCGAAAGAGACAGAAAUAGAAAGAAAGUGAGAAAGAAAAGAAAAGAAAAGAAAAGAAAAAAAAAAAAGAAGAAGAAAAGAAGUGAAGAUGGAGGAAUGAAUGAGACGGUAGAAGGAUGAAGAGGAUGAGAGAAAAAAUGAGAAAGGUGUGAAUUCACGUGAAGGGAUAGGAGAGUGGCGUGAGUGAAUGAAGGAACGUUGAGAUUUGAAAUUUGACCAUCGGAAUCGGAUAGGGUAACAGAAGAAGAAGCGGAGAUAGGAGUGUGCGUGUCCAAACCGAAGGGGCCUCGGAGGGGCUCUUCGUCGGAGCCGGCGGUGGCUUUUUCCCCUCCGGAUUCUCCCAGCAUGAAGAGCCUCUUCAAGUCCAAGCCCCGCACUCCCUCCGACAUCGUUCGCCACACCCGAGAUCUUCUCCGUCUCACCAACCGCGAUGACGACAAGACGGCCGAACUCACCAAAAACCUCCGGGAGUUGAAGACAAUUCUCUAUGGGAACAGCGAAUCCGAACCGGUUCCCGAGGCUUGCGCGCAGCUCACUCAGGAAUUCUUCAAGGAAAACACCUUGCGCCUCCUUAUCCUAUGUCUUCCCAAAUUAAACUUGGAGGCUCGGAAGGAUGCCACUCAAAUUGUUGCCAAUUUACAGAGACAGCAGGUUCAGUCUAAGCUCAUCGCUUCCGAUUACUUGGAGACAAAUUUAGAUCUCAUGGAUGUGUUGGUAUCUGGCUAUGAAAACAUGGACAUGGCUUUACACUACGGGGCGAUGUUGAGAGAGUGCAUAAGACACCAGAUUGUUGCGAAAUAUGUUCUGGACUCACCUCAUAUGAAGAAGUUUUUUGACUACAUUCAACUUCCAAAUUUUGACAUAGCUGCAGAUGCUGCAGCUACAUUUAAGGAGCUCUUGAUGAGGCAUAAAUCUACAGUUGCCGAAUUCCUUUCCAAGAAUUAUGAAUGGUUUUUUUAUGAAUAUAACUCUAAGCUGCUGGAAUCUUCCAAUUAUAUUACAAGGCGUCAAGCUGUCAAGGUGCUGGGAGAUAUGUUACUUGAUCGCUCAAAUUCAGCCGUAAUGACACAAUAUGUCAGCUCACGAGACAACUUAAGGAUUUUAAUGAAUCUUCUACGAGAGUCAAGCAAGAGCAUACAGAUUGAAGCAUUUCAUGUUUUCAAGCUGUUUGUUGCUAACCAAAAGAAACCAGCUGAUAUCAUCAGCAUACUUGUUGCAAACCGAAGCAAGCUUCUUAGACUUUUGGGUGACUUAAAAAUAGCUAAAGAGGAUGAACAGUUUGAAGCUGACAAAGCUCAAGUUAUUAGAGAAAUUGCAGCUCUUGAACCGAGAGAUGUUGCUUGAGCUUCAGAUUGUGUCAGGUGACAAGUUGCAUUGCGAUAUUUUACUUUAUAUAAUUGUCUAUUGUUAUAGUUCUUUUAGUUUUCAUCAAGAUGAGACCUACAUUCAACACAAAUUCCAGUGUUUCCAUUCCGAAAUUUAAUUUCGUUUCUGUAAUUCGUAGAUAAAUAAAUAAAUUACUAAAAUGAACUACAUGCAGUAGCAGUAUAUGACCUUCUGGUGUUAUAAUGGUUUACCUACCAGCUGGUUUGUAUAUUGUACUCGGUCAUGUAAUAUUCUUACUCAUUGUAUGACAAAUUUCUUCUGUUAGUUCUUCA